AAAGUCCCGUUUAUUUAUGUACAACUUUAGUGUUGUUAAAAUGUUAAAAAUCCGGGGCAUUCAUAUGGAAUAUGUUACUUUUGUGCUUGUCUUCUCCUGCCCUAGGAGAAAAAGACUCCGAGGUUCGUUCGCCCCUGGUGUCCAGCCGGUGUUCCUCUGGUGGCCGGCCGGUUGGCCGGCGUAGUGGGACGGUUCGGAAAUGGAAGCAGAUGCACAGAUGAUCUGUAGUGUUAUGGAAGAAGGAGGAGAUGGUGUCGUGCAACCAGCUGCGCUGAACAAAGAGGCGUCUGCACCUAAGGGGCCCUCUUGGGCGUCCAUCAUUGAAGGGGAAAAGUUCCAUGAUGAAGAAUAUCUGAAUGAAGUUGAAAUCCGAGAGGUGGACAACAAUAAGGUGUUGUUCAUCCCCAAAUCACCGCACGAGCAGCUCAAAGCCCCUUUCCGAUUUACAGCUAUUGCAACACUUUCAGGUGGUCGCUCCAGCAACAGGUAAAGGAUUGUUCUUGGUAAGGGCCUCAAAUGAGGCUGAUUUGCAAAUGAUUCUUACUCCUGGUCACUGGAAAGUUGGGGGCAGGUUCUGGUUGCUAAUUGAUGGAGACCUGGCAUGCCGUUGAAACUGGAAUCAUCUAGUAGAGUCUACAUUUGGGUGCGCCUUCCUGAUUUGCCGCCUGAGCUUUGGAGGAAUAGUAUAUUUCAUAGGCUAGCCAGAAUGAUGGGAGCGACGUUCGUCGAAGCCGAUGCUUUCACAAAGGAGGUUGCUAGUCUGGGUUUUGCGCGUGUGCUCCUCGAGGUUCACUAGGUUUUCAUCUAGUGAAUGAAGUCAGAGUCUCGUUUGAAGAAGGGGUCGCCCUGGUGCAAAGUAUUGAGUAUGAGUCAAAGGUGAGAUACUGUCGUAAAUGUGGUGCGACAUCCCACUUCACCUUUGCUUGUGAUGAUUUGAAGCAGUCCCCCAGUACAUAUACUGUUGAUGUAGAAGGUGGGAAGGCUUGGAUGGCUGUUAAAAGCCCCAAACGCCGUUCUUUUUCCCUGAACAAAUCGGCUGGUCCAGCUAAUCAAGCGAACAGAUUUUUAGCACUUCAUAGUGUGCCUGAGAGGGAGGAGGGUGUUAAUGUUGAGGAGGGAGGGACUAGCUCUGCUCCUAUCCCUGAGAGCACGAGGAGAAAAUCAAUGCAAGCCAAUGAGGUCUGUUCGGAAGUCGUGGGACAUAACAGGGUUUGUAGUAAAGAGGCGAAUCCUGCCAUAACAAAAGGGCCGACUAGUGCAAGUAUCCUUCAAGGCCAGCAGAGUGCCGUUUCUAUGGCUAUUGAUGAGACACAUGAUCUCUCAAUCGAUGUUUUGGUGUCUCAUCGGAAAGCUCCAAUGGAGAAGAAACGCCAGUUGAAAAGCAAAUCUACCAGCUCAUUUAAAAAGAGACCCAACAGCCACGCACAGUCAGAGAAGCUCCUCGCUGAUCUAUAUGCCUCUUGCUCUGACGCAAGCUUGAUCCUUCCUCAGUCCACAGAUCACUCUAGCUUCAGUGCCACUGAAGCCAGGGCCUCCCCAGCUUCUGAAGAUCUGGGUGAUAAGGAUAUGAGUUUACCUAUAUACAAAGAAGAGAAGAAAAUCCAAUUGAAUGCUAAGGAUAACAACCCUACCAACGGAAAGCUGGCGGGGUGUAGUAGGGAGAGUAGCGCUCUUGCUGGGAUGCAAUGAGGUUCCUUGCUUGGAACGCU
Molecule: messenger RNA, 1709 nt
Organism: Nymphaea colorata (pocket water lily)
Lineage: Eukaryota; Viridiplantae; Streptophyta; Magnoliopsida; Nymphaeales; Nymphaeaceae
Exons: 2
Coding region: 988-1689 (233 amino acids)
Source: RefSeq, a predicted model, not a curated record